UGCCCUAAUUCUUAGUUUUUUUCUCCUUUGCUUUUGGUCCUGAUUGUAAUAAUCUGAAGAAAAAGAUGAGACUUUGUUGGAAUUUUCUACAAAUUAUCUUACUUUUCUUACAUUGCUUCCACUUCCCAGCCAAAGCAAUCAGGAGUGAUAUAGGGCUUCCAGAGAGGAAAAUUUGCAGAAAUACAGUUCAAGGAAGAUAUCUGCUUUCAGAUGAUAAUGGCCAUGUAUGUGACGCAUUAUCGGUGGAUCAAUGGUCUCGUUGCUGCCCUGGGUCAGGAGAGAAAUACUCUUGUCAAGGAUGCAAUAUUGUUUCACAGUGCUGCAAUACAUAUGAGUACUGUGUUUCGUGUUGUUUAAAUCCUGCUCGGACACAACAAGAGCUGGCGCUGCAAGUGAAGAUAGCUAAGCCGGUUUCUGCAGGGACGUAUGCGAGUGUGUUUGACUUCUGUGCUGGGAGGUGUCGGCAUAGCUCUGAAAGCGUGGUUCACGAGAAUGCUUAUGUUAGUGAUUUCCAUCACUGCUUUUCUCUGCGUUCAAAUUCUUCUGGGACUUUGGACGGUCAUUCGGAAGCAAGGUUAAACGGAAUCAAUGUUGUCAUCGGAAGGCAAGGGGAGACCUGCAAUUCUGUCUGCAAGUCAAAGGGGCUAUCAUGUGUUCCGAGCAAGCUCUUGGUGCUGAAUAAAUGUGAAAUCAUCCAGAAAUAUAUGAAGUGCAAGGGAUCUUGCUUGGCUAGCAUGGGAUCAGAUCAACCUGCAGAAGUAGCAGAGGACGCCCCUAGACAUUUGAAUCCAGGAGCGUGUCUAUUCACUAGAACUCAAAGCAUGCUUUCUUGUGAUGGUUCACAUCGACAUACGAGGAGACUUUGCCCUUGUGCUUGAGGAGGCUUUCCCCUGUGCAUAAUUCAAUCGACAUUGAUCGGAACCUCUAUAGAGAAGCUAGAAAUGCCAUCUAAUUGAUCAGCCAGCUGCAGUUUGGCCAAUCCGAUUAAACAACUUCGUAUUUGGUCAACCGACUGGCGCAAAAACAGUCGGUCUCUAAGCGCUCCACACACCUAACGCCACAAGGUUUCAUGUAUUCUUUCAUUAAAUAUUAUUUAAGUUUGCAUAAUUGGUAGAGAUAGAAGGAAAUUUUCCCAUUGUAAACCAUCCACCACAUUGUAAUUCAAUCAUUUCAUUAUAUAGCUUUGAAAAACACAAAAUCAAGUGAAAA
Messenger RNA from Papaver somniferum (opium poppy), 1209 nucleotides. RefSeq lists its product as uncharacterized. The coding region runs from base 66 to 878 and encodes 270 amino acids. The record is from RefSeq and is a predicted model, not a curated record. Gene Ontology annotation, biological process: protein N-linked glycosylation; positive regulation of SREBP signaling pathway. Lineage: Eukaryota; Viridiplantae; Streptophyta; Magnoliopsida; Ranunculales; Papaveraceae. The transcript is spliced from 12 exons. Gene Ontology annotation, molecular function: alpha-1,6-mannosylglycoprotein 6-beta-N-acetylglucosaminyltransferase activity.